Messenger RNA from Marmota monax (woodchuck), 380 nucleotides. It is a transcript of the gene Bola2b, whose product is annotated as bolA family member 2B. Gene Ontology annotation, molecular function: 2 iron, 2 sulfur cluster binding. Gene Ontology annotation, biological process: intracellular iron ion homeostasis. NCBI's taxonomy places the organism in Eukaryota, Metazoa, Chordata, Mammalia, Rodentia, Sciuridae. The transcript has 3 exons. The record is from RefSeq and is a predicted model, not a curated record. Gene Ontology annotation, cellular component: cytosol; nucleus. Bases 78 to 338 code for a protein of 86 amino acids.
CGGAAGUGGCUCCACUAAGGGCGGAAGGCACCGACGGCCGGUGCUAGGUGGGUUUCUGUCCCCGCCGGGUUGCCGCGAUGGAACUCAGCGCAGACUACCUCCGGGAGAAGCUGCAGCGGGACCUGGAGGCGGAGCACGUGGAGGUGGAGGACACGACUCCUGGCCGUUGCGCGACCAGCUUCCGAGUCCUGGUGGUGUCGGCUAAGUUCGAAGGGAAGCCACUGCUUCAUAGACACCGGCUGGUGAAUGCGUCCCUAUCAGAAGAGCUCCCGCACAUCCAUGCCUUUGAGCAGAAAACUUUGACUCCAGACCAGUGGGCUCGUGAACAGCAGAAAUGAGGGACCGAUGCCUGCGCAGCAUUAAAUGACAAAUCAGGGCCA